AUGUGGCUUCAUCAAUCUAUAUCGACUCACGUAUCAUCAUUCCAAGUCAAGAAACUAGAAACACGAGACGACGAUAGAAUUCCGAUGGAGGCGAAACUCAAAAAGGGUUUCUGGAAGCCGGAAGAGGACUUGAUACUGAAGAAAUAUGUGGAGAGUCAUGGAGAAGGAAACUGGACUGCUGUUGCUAAGAGAUCAGGUUUGGUGAGGAGUGCAAAGAGCUGCAGGCUGAGAUGGAAGAAUUACCUGAGACCUAACAUCAAACGUGGUAUGAUGUCUGAGGAUGAAAGGGACCUCAUCAUUAGGCUGCAUAAGCUUCUCGGCAACCGUUGGUCGUUGAUAGCCGGUCGGCUCCCCGGGCGGACGGACAAUGAAGUUAAAAACUAUUGGAAUACCCAUUUGAACAAGAGGGCCUCCAGGGACCAGAUUAAGCAUCUGGAUUCGAAGACUGAGGAAAAACGAGAGGAGAACCUGGAGACGACAAUGGCAUUGAGUACUAAUGAGGUGGAAAGAGACGCCGUUACAGAUACUUCUUGGAUAGAUAACCUAACAAAUGUAGACUAUAGUAUGGAUAUGCCUCCACUCCUUCCAGACUACUCGCCACUCUUCAACGACUACGACACGUUCAUGCCCAUACUCGAUAAUUUUGUUCUGCUGGAGACAUUGGGAAGCAGGGCAGAUGAAAUAAUCCAGGAGACAAUCUUCAUGUAACUUGAUGAUCAGAUCAAAGACAUGAAAUGUAACGUGGAAUAGUCUUAUAUGCAUUAGGUCUGAAAAGACAAAGAAGAGUCGAUCAUGCUACAUCAGUACAAUGUACAUGGAGUUCACUUCUGAUAUGGUAUGAUCGAGAUCUGUGAUGUCGUGUAGUUUUAUGAUGAUGCAUGUAAGAACUAUGUGUCUCUGUUUGUGUUAGUUCCCUGCAUUUUCCCGUAACUUUAUAUGCUACGUACCGGACUUUGUAGUCGAAUAUGAUCGAACUGUAUUAUUAAGUAGUGUUACAAAAUUUUCUUGUGGGCCUUUGGUAUUGAAGUUGAGUUUGCUCGUGACAAA
Molecule: messenger RNA, 1047 nt
Organism: Sesamum indicum (sesame)
Lineage: Eukaryota; Viridiplantae; Streptophyta; Magnoliopsida; Lamiales; Pedaliaceae
Gene: MYB82
Product: myb domain protein 82
Source: RefSeq, a predicted model, not a curated record